AUGGGAGUGAAGAAAGGGGCAUGGAGCCCUGAAGAAGACCAGAUUUUGGUCUCUUACAUUCACCAACACGGCCAUCCUAAUUGGCGAGCACUCCCCAAACAAGCUGGGCUAUUGAGAUGUGGGAAAAGUUGCAGACUCAGAUGGAAUAACUAUUUAAGGCCUGACAUUAAAAGGGGAAAUUUCACCAAAGAAGAAGAAGAUACCAUUUUUAACUUGCAUCAAUUGCUUGGUAACAGAUGGUCUGCAAUUGCAGCAAGAUUACCGGGGCGUACAGACAAUGAGAUAAAAAAUGUUUGGCACACUCAUCUCAAGAAAAAACUAAAGAACUAUCACAAGCCCUACAAUGACCGAAACAGCCACACAACUAUUUCAAUUCCCAAAUGCAACCCCAAAGUUUCCAAAAAUUCAUAUUCAGCCAAAGACAUAGUGGCUAGUCCUCAACAAUGUUCUAGUGGAAUAUCGACUGUCACGGAUUCAUUGAUCGAAAAAAUGGGCGCGAAGAAUGAAGAAGAAAUGGACUACACGUCCGAGUACUCUCCACAAAUCGACGAGAGUUUUUGGUCCGAUGAACUAUCGAAGGAUAAUAAUCGGGACGAAAUUCAAUUUCAGUUUCCAUCAGUAGUGCAAAAUGUGGAGGAUACAAAAAGUGAUGAUAGCAUGGACUUUUGGUACAAUCUUUUUAUCAGAGCUGAGGACAUGCCAGAUUUGCCAGAGUUUUGA
Messenger RNA from Striga hermonthica, 720 nucleotides. The record is from the annotation of a GenBank genome assembly. Lineage: Eukaryota; Viridiplantae; Streptophyta; Magnoliopsida; Lamiales; Orobanchaceae.